GCAGGAAAUUAUUUUUGCAACAAUUGUCUAAAUACGCGAUGCCAUCAACCAGUGUGCCAUCAAAUCAGCCAAAUUCCGGUGUUUUUAAUACCAGUGCUAAUAAUACUAAUAGUGUCUAUAGAGAGGUUAGUGUCGUCUCUCUGCCCACUCUUUUGGCGUUCAAUUACCGGACCCGACAUCGAUUACAUACCAACCAUGAGAUUAUACAACGUAAAUCGCGAGAGACGAUGGACGGGUCAGUCGAGUUCAUGGAGACUCUGCCGCCCACUAAUGAUGGCGUUAGACUACCACAAGUUCAUUAUGUCAACUCCGAUCACUUGGGAUCAGCUUUUGCAGCCAUGAACUCAAUGAGACAAAACAAUCAGUUGUGUGACAUCAGUCUGGAAGUGCUCGACAACAGUACUGCCAGGUCUUUGACACCAAACGGCUCUGUCGUUCAGUCGAUGACCAGUUCGGCACCAACGGUACCGUCUGUACCGCCGGUCAGUAUACGCCAGAUUCGGGCCCACAAAGUGGUGUUAGCGGCUGCCAGUGCUUACUUCAAUGCUAUGUUUAACACUGAAAUGGCAGAGCGUAACAAAACUGUGAUAACACUUCAUGAUCUAGACAUGACUGCCCUCAACCUUCUAGUCGAUUACGCCUAUACGGGACAGAUAUGUAUUACCGAAGAAAACGUACAGUCACUGUUGCCGGCGGCCAGUCUGCUACAGGUGUCAUCAGUACGGGAGGCGUGUUGCAAGUUUUUGUUGCGACAAUUGCAUCCAUCCAACUGUCUGGGCAUCAGGAGCUUUGCCGACGCCCACUCUUGCGAAGAAUUGCAGUCAACGUCACACAAGUAUGCGCUCGAAAACUUCCAAGAAGUGGCUCAAACCGAAGAGUUUUUGUUGUUGCCGUUCAACGAAGUCGAGAAUCUGAUUGCCAGCAAUCAGCUGAACAUUUGCAACGAAGAGAUUGUCUACGGGGCGGCCAUGGCGUGGGUUAAACACGAUAUGAAGGAACGGGAACAGCAUUUGGGUAGUCUAUUAUAUCACGUAAGACUACCGCUGAUGGAACGCACAUUCCUGUUGGAAGAAGUCAGUAAAGAGCCGCUCAUUAAGUCUAAUCAAACCGGAAAAGAUCUGUUGAUUGAAGCCAUGAUCUAUCACUUAAGUCCUGAGCACAGGCGGGCCAUGUCAUCGGUGCGAACACAACAGCGCACACCUGACGGUCUCAGGCCAUACAUCUUUUCCAUUGGCGGCGGAUCUUUGUUUGCCAUUCAUAAUGAAUGCGAGUAUUAUAAUCCACGAUUAGACCACUGGGGCUCUCUGGCACCGACAUCCCAAAGGAGAUCCAGAGCAGGUGUUGUUGCACUUAACAGAUUAGUGUUUGCUGUCGGCGGAUAUAAUGGUACAAAAGAUUUGUCUUCAGCUGAAUUCUAUGAUCCACUUUUCAAUAAAUGGACAAACAUUAAGCACAUGGGAACUAAACGAAGCUGUUUAGGAGUUGCAGCACUUAAUGGGCUCAUCUAUGUUGCCGGAGGUUACGAUGGUGCUUCGUGUCUGAAUAGUGUUGAACGUUAUGACCCAUUGGUUGCCGAAUGGUCUUCAGUUCAGGCAAUGGAAACCAGAAGAAGAUAUUGUCGUCUUUCAGUACUCGAUGGCUGUCUAUAUGCAGUCGGUGGUUAUGAUGGCUCUAAUUAUCAAUCAUCUGUUGAACGAUUUGAUCCUCGAGAGGGCAAAUGGCAAACCAUACCAGCGAUGAUCAAUCGUCGGAGCAGUUGUGGUGUCGCAGCUCUCGACAGAAUGCUGUACGUCGUGGGCGGUAAUGACGGCUCUCUUUGUAUGUGUAGUGCUGAGCGCUUUGAUCCGGUCAGGAAUGCCUGGGAAUCGGUGCCAUCGAUGCACUCCAGAAGGAGUACCCAUGAAGUGGUCGAAGCACAGGGUCUUCUAUACGCCAUAGGAGGCAACGAUGGCAGCAGUAGUUUGAAUACUGUCGAAACCUACGAUCCAUUGACCAGCAAAUGGACAUUAGUGUCGUCAAUGAUGCUCAGGAGGAGUAGUGUCGGUGCAACUGUUCUCGAGUGUCCCGUUCUCGAGGAUAUAUUUACCACAAAAACGCAUGAAAUCACUGCCAGUAAUAAUACAUCGCUAAGCAAUUCAACAAUUUCUACUUCAACUGAAUCUUAAUGAAAAAAAUAAAUAAUUUUUCACAUAAUUUAUAAACAAAUAUUUGCUAACUUUUUUCAACAAAAAAAAUAAUUUAUAAUUUUGUAUUUUAUAAAAUCAA
Messenger RNA from Oppia nitens, 2265 nucleotides. RefSeq names its product kelch-like protein 17. Gene Ontology annotation, molecular function: protein binding. The transcript is spliced from 7 exons. The record is from RefSeq and is a predicted model, not a curated record. NCBI's taxonomy places the organism in Eukaryota, Metazoa, Arthropoda, Arachnida, Sarcoptiformes, Oppiidae. Bases 39 to 2165 code for a protein of 708 amino acids.